Molecule: messenger RNA, 1493 nt
Organism: Rosa rugosa (rugosa rose)
Lineage: Eukaryota; Viridiplantae; Streptophyta; Magnoliopsida; Rosales; Rosaceae
Product: F-box/kelch-repeat protein At3g06240-like
Exons: 2
Coding region: 71-1180 (369 amino acids)
Molecular function (GO): protein binding
Source: RefSeq, a predicted model, not a curated record
UUUUUGUCAAGUAUUAAAGGAUUGAAUCCUUUAUCACCUCUCAGCAAAUUGGGAUUUAGGGUUGAAUAACAUGGCGGCGGAGGAGGGCGGCGUCUGUAAGCGAGCUCACACCGAGUUCGACGACGGCGAAAUCAUUGCAGAGAUUCUGGCGAGGCUACCGGUCAAAUGUGUGAUGCGAUUCCGGUGCGUAUCCAAGUGGUGGAAUUCUCUGAUCUCCGAUCCUUACUUCACUAAGAAGCACUUGAGGUACGCAGAGAUGGGCAUCACCGAGAACAGCUCCAGGCUCCUUUAUUCGAUGGACCCUCCGCAAUCCCUAGACCACGAAGCAUUGAAGGAUUUGAAGGAUCAUAGUGAUGUUUAUUUUGCCAACAGAGAGCUUGGUCUUCCGGUAAUGUUGGCGGGCUACGCCAAUUGCUAUAAAAUUAUUGUUGGUAGUUGCAAUGGGUUAAUAUGUAUUUUUGUUGAAGGAGUCGACUUUAUCUUAUGGAAUCCAUGUACUGGAUACUCCAAGUUGUUACCAAGAACUCCAUUGCCCGUUUUUAAUCCACGUGGUUGUUGCAAUAGUGGGUUUGGUUAUGAUUCUGCUAAUGAUGAUUACAAGGUAUUAGUGGGGACUAAAGAGAUGGGUGAAGAAAAUUCCAUUCAGGUUUUCACUCUGAAAACGAGUUCAUGGAAGGUGCUCCCCAUUACCAAUGCUCUUAACAUCUCAGGUCGGGGGUUGUUUUUUAAUGGAGCUUUGCACUGGUUGAAUCGCCAAACAAUUUUGUCUUUUAAUUUGGUGGAGGACAAGUUUCAUCAGAUGAUUCCAUUACCCUAUGAUGAUGAUGAUGAUGCUUACUUUCGAGGUAUGAUGAUCCAUGGAAAUUGUCUUUGUGUGUCUCAUGUUGGCCGGGAUGGUCUUAACGCAAUAUGGUUGAUGAAGGAGUAUGGGGUCAAGCAAUCUUGGACUCAAGUUAUAAAGUUUCCUACAGCGUACUUCCAAGCCUGCUUGUGGCCUAUUUGUAUUCUAGAGAGCGGAGAACUUUUGGUUAACAUUGGGCGUACAGGUUUCUUGGUGUUAUAUGAUCCAAAAGAAAACACAUUCAAGAAUGUUACCAAGAUUCAUGAAUUGAAUUGUGGAGCUUUAGUUUACAGAGGGACUUUAGUUUCACCAGCAACCGGCAGUGUUAUAGACAUCUGAAGUCGCCGUUGUGAGAGAUCAAGAAGCCAAGCAACCCAGUAUGAGGUCAAGGUGGGAGUCUGGAUGUAGAGGCAUGCGUUUCCUUCGCUUGAAAACAAAUUCAAAGAUCCUAGCAGAUUGACUAGCUGAGCUGUCAUUCCUCAAGUAGCUGAAGUUCUCAGAGCUAUGUGUCCUUAUCAUAUGUAUAAACUUUGUGUUUUUGUAAUAAACAAUAAUUUGGGUGUUUAAGUAGAGCUUUUGUGUUUGAUUUCUCAACCCAGAACCUGAUCUAAUGCAGUACUUUUUGACUUCCGGAAGAGGAAUGUUUGAUGCA